Messenger RNA from Actinia tenebrosa (Australian red waratah sea anemone), 899 nucleotides. RefSeq lists its product as uncharacterized. Lineage: Eukaryota; Metazoa; Cnidaria; Anthozoa; Actiniaria; Actiniidae. The record is from RefSeq and is a predicted model, not a curated record.
AAUGCUCGCGGUAACAAUAAAAAGCCUUUCGUUCGUACAGCUGCAUCAACGCUGAAUGAUAUUAAGGAACACUGUUUCAACAAGAAGCCUAAAGUCGUAUAUGAUGACUCGUUUGAAAAGAGCGGAGGCCUAUUAGGUAGCACUUCAACAUCAUGUGAACCACGAAAUCCUAGGCAAGUCUACAAUGCUAUAGCAUCAUUCGUUAAUAAGAAGAAAGACGAAGACAAAGAUGAGAUAUUUCAGUUGUUGAUGCAGUUGAAGGAAGAUAACGCUUCAGAAGGUGGUUUUAUACAAGAAGUAACUUUUGGUAAAACACCAGAAGUAAUAGUAGCAUUCGAGCAGCAAGUAACAGACAUUACCCGUUUUUGCACAAAUCAAACACGAUUUUCCAUCAUGAGCAUCGACCCAACAUUUAACCUUGGCAAAUUUUUUGUCACUCUAACCACAUACAAGCAUCCAAUGCUCUUACUAAAGGAGUCACAAGAAAGCCCAGUUUUCCUUGGACCCAGCUUUAUCCAUAUGCAGCAAACAACACAGAAUUAUUAUGGUUUCCUAUCUUACCUGAUCGGAAAGAAGCCAGUUCUACAGAAUCUAAAAGCCUAUGGAUCAGACGGCGAAAUAGCUCUCAUAAAUGCCUUACUCGCAGCAUUUCCAGAAGCAAUUGGUCUGAGAUGUUUUAUUCACAUAAGGAACAACUUAGAAGAAUCGCUUCAAAAGAAAUUCCUUGUCAAGCCAGAAGUUAAAUCCACAAUCAUCCACGACAUAUUCGGCCAGAAGCUUGGAGACACAAAGGUGAGGUUCGAGUACAAAUAUCAAAUAAGUCUUAAUAUUAUCUACCGCUGAAUUUUAAGGGACGGACCAUUCGUGAAAGGAGGUGGGGAAAAUACCUUUAAAAUUUG